AUGCUCUCCUCCACUGGGCUCGCGGCUGCCCGCCGGGUCCGCGUCAUCGGCAUGCGCUCAGUUUUCUCGAGCAUUGCCCGUAUCUCGACCCGCAGCGCAGCCUGCCCCAAGGUCCCCGCGAGCGUUCGCAUUGCCGCCGUUUUCAAUCGAGGAUUUGCCGCCGCUGCCUCCCGCUCAGCUACCAAGACAGCCACAGCCACAGCCACCAGGAAGACUACUACUACCAAGAAGCCGGCCGCUAAGAAGACCACUGCUGCGAGGCAGAAGAAGAAGGCUGCAUCGACGAAGAAACCCACAGCCAAGAAGGCUGCCCCCAAGAAGAAGGCUGUCCCCAAGAAGACAGGGCGCCCUAAGAAGACUGUCAAGGAAGUCCCAGAAAAUGUGAAGCUUUUCCGGAAGGUCAAGGAGCUGAAAGCCAAGGCUCUUCUCAACGAGCAGCCACGCGGACUCCCAGCAAGGUCGUGGUUGGUUUUCGUGCAGAAAAACGGUGGUGUACCAAAAGGUCAGACCGCUACGGAGUUCAUGUCGGCUAUGAAGAAGCAGUUUGCGGCUCUCUCGUCUGUGGAGAAGCAGGCUCUUCAGGACGAAGCUCGUGCGAACAAGGUGAGGAACGAUGCGGCCCUGAUCAACUGGAUCACGACGUAUCCAGUUGAGACCAUCGAGGCUGCAAACUUGGCUCGGAGCCAUCUCAAGAGGCUCGGCAAAACAGCUAAGCUCUCCCUUCCUGACCCCCGCAGACCCAAGGGUCUUCUAAGUCCCUACAUCAUUUUCACGACUCAGCGAAUGAAGUCUGGGGACCUUGACAACAUUCCCCCCACGGCUAGAGUGGCUGCCAUUGGCAGUGAGUGGAGGGCGUUGAGUGAGACUGAACGCCAGCCUUUCUACGAAGCCGCUGAGAAGGACAAGGAGCGUUACAAGGUUGAGAGGGCGUCUCUUUCUCCUUCCCCUUAA
Podospora anserina S mat+ is the source of this 951-nucleotide messenger RNA. RefSeq lists its product as uncharacterized. The transcript has 2 exons. Lineage: Eukaryota; Fungi; Ascomycota; Sordariomycetes; Sordariales; Podosporaceae. The record is from RefSeq and is a predicted model, not a curated record. Bases 1 to 951 code for a protein of 316 amino acids.